Molecule: messenger RNA, 534 nt
Organism: Aspergillus campestris IBT 28561
Lineage: Eukaryota; Fungi; Ascomycota; Eurotiomycetes; Eurotiales; Aspergillaceae
Exons: 1
Coding region: 61-534 (157 amino acids)
Source: RefSeq, a predicted model, not a curated record
UGAUCUAUAACAAACUACACCAAUUCAAGAUAACCUACAGAGCCAUCCUAACUAACAACGAUGGCAAUCGAGCCCUACAAAUCCAACGAACGCCACCUCAUCAACUGGAUCAUCCACACCUCCAACAGAGUCAUAGCGAACCGUCCCGAGGCAACAGCACCAAGCACAGGCAGAAUCACCCUAUCCGGGCUCAUCUCCCUGUCGCGGCUGAUCGCGCAGCACGUCCGGCGGAUCCCGUCCCGCGUGUUUUGCCUCUUCCGGUCGAUCAUCGCCGCGAGGUCGGCGAUGCAUGCGUAUUUCGAGCGGGUCGCGGACGCGAGCUCGGAUCCUGGCCUUGCGGGGAGUAAUCGCUCGCAUGGGGUGUGGAUUGAGGGGUUGGUGGAGGCUUUUAGGGCGUUGGGUGGGGAGGGGUGGGAGGUGGAGAGGAUGGGGAAGGGGAUGAGAAAGGGGAUGGGGGUGAGGGAGAAUGGCGGGAUGACGUUCUCGAAUAGGUUUGCGGUGUUGAGUCUGGAUAAUGGGGGAGAAAGAUGCUGA